UGGAGGUGGGAGGGGGGGAGUACCACAUCGCGGUCUUCCAGCUCUGAGCUGCCAGUUCCUGGUUGCCAAGCAGUUAUUGUUUCUGUGACGAUUGCGGAGGCUGUUGCUAAUUGAAGAAGCCCUCUGAGCAUCCUGCUUUCUCCUCUUUCAUGCUCCUCAUUUAAAUUUUAGAGGCAGAACAGGGGAGGAAAGAAAGACAGAGAGUGAGAGAGCACGCAGAUUCAGGGUGGCACAUAUGUAUGUAUAUAUUUUUGGCGGCAUUAAAUUUUCAUGGGGAAGGGGGAAGUGUGAGGAGAGCUCUCUCAGCUGGUGAUUAAGUGAUGGACUAGUUACUCAUUUAUAUUCCUUUAGCUUUUGUGCCUCUAAACACUUGCACAGUUGUGAACGCACGCUCUCUCUCUCUGCCUCUCUCUUGCAUGCUCAUGCACACGCACCCACGCACUCUCAAACCCAUGCACGCAGACCUGUGAGUUCUUCUUUGACACUGCAGUGGACUGUAGUAGGUGAACAUGACUACAGCUAAGGAGCAAAGUGCUUCAGCGAAACAAGCCCAACAAGAGCAGGAGCUGGUGGGAAGCAACCCUCCGCAAAGAAACUGGAAAGGAAUUGCAAUUGCGUUACUUGUUAUUCUGGUUAUCUGCUCCCUGAUUGUCACUUCGGUUAUCUUGCUGACACCAGUUGAAGACAAUAGCCAGUCUCAAAAGAAGAAGAUUACAGUGGAAGAUUUGUUCAGUGAAGAUUUCAAAAUUCAUGACCCACAGGCUAAAUGGAUAAGUGAUACCGAAUUCAUUUACAAAAACCGGAACGGCUCUGUGAUAUUGCAGAAUGUCGAAACAAACAGGUCAACUGUGUUAAUAGAUAACAAAAUAAUUGUAUCCAUAAGAGCCGUUCGAUAUGAAGUGUCACCAGAUAGAGAAUAUGCACUUUUUGCCUAUGAUAUCAAGCCGGAGUAUCAGCAUUCGUAUACGGCAUAUUACGUCCUCAGAAAACUGCCUUACGGGGAGCCUCAGAAUUUGUACCCUCCCGAAGUCAGCAACACAAAACUUCAGUACGCAGGAUGGGGGCCAAAAGGACAACAACUGAUAUUUAUCUUCGAGAACAACAUCUACUACUGUGCCAAGGUGGGGAAACAAGCCAUCCGUCUGGUCUCCACUGGGAAAGACAAAGUUAUUUUCAAUGGACUCAGCGACUGGCUAUAUGCAGAGGAAAUUCUGAAGACCCAUAUUGCGCACUGGUGGUCUCCAGAUGGCACAAGGUUAGCGUACGCAACCAUCAAUGACUCCAGAGUCCCCACUAUGGAGAUCCCCAUGUACACCAAUGAUCUUUACCCUAAAGUGAAAACAUACCAUUAUCCAAAGGUUGGAACAGAAAAUCCAAGCAUUUCCUUGCAUGUCAUUGGUUUGAACGGACCUCCCCAUGACUUGGAAAUGACUCCUCCAGACGAUCCAAGAAUGAGAGACUACUAUAUCACCAUGGUGAAAUGGGCUACCAGUACCAAAGUGGCAGUAAACUGGCUCAACCGAGCACAGAACGUCUCCAUCCUGACUCUCUGCGACGCAACCACCGGCGUCUGCACAAAGAAACAUGAAGAUGAGAGUGAAGCCUGGCUACACAGACAGAACGAAGAGCCUGUGUUCUCCAAAGAUGGCAAGAAGUUCUUCUUUGUCCGAGCUAUUCUUCAGGGAGGGCGAGGCAAAUUCUAUCACAUUUCCAUGUCGUCUUCUCAGCCCAACAGCAGCAGCGAUAACCUGCAGACCAUCACAUCAGGAGACUGGGAUGUGACCAAGAUUUUGGGAUAUGAUGAAAAGAGGCAUAAAAUUUAUUUCCUCAGCACAGAAGAAUUGCCCAGAAAAAGACAUUUAUACAGCACCAGUCUUGGAGACUUCAACAGGCAAUGUUUAUCCUGCGAUUUGACCAGCAACUGCACGUACUUCAGUGCAUCCUUCAGCCCCAACAUGGUCCAUUUCCUGCUGACAUGUGAAGGUCCGAGAGUUCCGAUGGUGAGCGUUUACAGCACUUUAGACAUGCCAGAUGGACCAGAGGGGCCGUUUGUGAAAAAACUCUUUGAUCUAGAGUUAAAUGACAAAGUGCAGCAGACGGUAACCGAAAGGCAAAUGCCUAAAGUAGAAUACAAAGAUAUCAAGAUUCACGAUUACAAAUUGCCAAUGAAAAUUUUAAAGCCGGCUGUCUUCACGAAAGACAUGCAUUAUCCAUUACUUCUGGUGGUAGAUGGAACUCCUGGUACCCAGAGUGUGACAGAAAAGUUUGAAGUCAAUUGGGAGAGCGUUAUGGUCAGCUCCUACCACACCAUUGUGAUGAAGUUUGACGGCCGCGGGAGCGGAUUUCAAGGGACCAAGUUGCUGCACGACAUUAAAAGGAAGUUGGGUGUUUUCGAAGAAAAGGACCAAAAGGAAGCUGUCAGACUAAUGAUGCAAGAAUCAUAUAUUGAUAAUACCCGUGUUGCUGUGUUUGGAAAGGACUAUGGCGGCUACCUGAGUGCUUACAUCCUUCUUUCCGGAGAGGAGAACAAAGAGCAAGUCUUCACGUGCGGCGCUGCUCUUUCCCCACUGACGGACUUCAAGUUGUAUGCUUCAGCCUUUUCGGAAAGAUAUUUGGGACUCCUAGGAAUUGAUAAUAAAGCAUAUGAGAUCACCAAACUAUCCCACAGAGUCAUGUCAACGAAAGACCAGAAGUUCUUGAUCAUCCAUGCGACUGCCGAUGAGAAAAUCCACUUCCAGCACACUGCUGACCUCAUUACUCACCUAAUUAAGGCAAAGGCUAAUUACAGCUUGCAGAUAUACCCUGACGAGGGCCAUUACUUCCCUCCAGCCCUGGAGCAGCAUUUAUACAAGUCCAUCGUCAAUUUCUAUGAGGAUUGUUUCCAAGUCCAGGACAAAAUUCCAGUAGUUUCAACAAAAGAUGACGAAGAUGAGGAUUAACCCUACGGGGCUUGUGCUCGGAAUGCACAAGGCCAUUCGUAAUAAGAAUUAUGCAACUGAAUCUCUGGUUUUGGGUUUUUUUUCUUCCUGGACAAAGGAGCAUUACAUGACCAUGUCUUUCCCAAAACUGAAAAGCAAAAGCAGCUCACCUGCUUUCUACCGGAUCAUGACUCCUUCCUGAACGGAAGAACGUUUAAGCAUGAGGAACUCAGCAGAAACUGCUGCUUAAGAAAAAAAACAAACCAACAAAAAGGAUCUUCAUACCUUUCUUGCCAUGAAGUGACUUCUGGAAUAAGAUGCUCGAUCAGGAAAUUGGACUCAGAAGGAGAUGACCCCAAGAAUCACUAGAUGACUAUUUUAAAAAAGGCCUUUUUUGCGUUGGAAGGAUUCACGCAGUAGCAGUGGAAACCCACCAUCGGUUUGUAGUAGGAACCCCUUUAGUUCGUGCUUCAUUGUUUCAGCUUAAACUACCAACCAUGGAAUAAAGAUUAUAGCACAAUUA
Heteronotia binoei (common prickly gecko) is the source of this 3441-nucleotide messenger RNA. It is a transcript of the gene DPP6, whose product is annotated as dipeptidyl peptidase like 6. Lineage: Eukaryota; Metazoa; Chordata; Lepidosauria; Squamata; Gekkonidae. Gene Ontology annotation, biological process: proteolysis. The coding region runs from base 510 to 2939 and encodes 809 amino acids. The transcript has 26 exons. Gene Ontology annotation, molecular function: dipeptidyl-peptidase activity; serine-type peptidase activity. The record is from RefSeq and is a predicted model, not a curated record.